CUUCAUCCUCCCGACCUUCUCCUCGGUCGCUUCUCCUACACACCUCUCCUCCGAUCCGGUCGCGUGGUCCCCCCCCCGUCUCUCUCUCCCACCAUGCAGCUCUGGCACUCCGUUCUCCAACUCUCCCUGCUGGCCUCCGCCGCCAUCCCCUCCGCCGCGGCAGCUACCUGGGGAUUUACUGAUGCCACCGUGUCAGUUAACACCAAGGGCGCUGGCGUCGGUUCCGGCGUGAAGGAGACGAUUCCCGAUAACAAAGCUCUCUCCUCGCCCGUCGCUCUCGGAGUCGCCGAUACCUUGAAGUUCACCCUGACAGCCCAGGAGGGAAGCUCCGAAAAGCGCGCCCACCAGGUGUCCCUGCUCCUCCAAGACCCCGAGACUGGGUUGGACAUCUCCUACCCGUUCAAAGUUAAGGACAAUGGCAAGUCCCGACUCGACUUGACCCAGAAAGACCUUCCCGUCCAAUUCCUCUCCGUCUCCGAGCCUCUUGACGCCCGCCUGUUGAUCGGAUCCUUUGGCGACGCCGCCGCCUACGAUGGCGCGGUCUUCCAGCUGGCCGUGGCCCGCAACCCCGACGAGCCUGUCCCGAAGGCCGAGGCGGUGCCGCGCUACGGAAAGCUCCCUGAGAUCCACCACAUCUUCAAGGCCGAUGCCCAGAGCCCGCCCAUUGUGGUCUCGCUGGUCUUCGUCGCGCUGGUGCUCGCUACUCUGCCCGUUCUGGGUGGUCUGUGGCUCCUCCUCGGCGCCAACGUCAACCACCUGCCCACGGCCCUCAAGUCGGCGCCCGUCCCCCACGCCGUGUUCCUCGGCUCCCUGCUCUCGAUCGAGGGCAUCUUCUUCCUGUACUAUACUUCCUGGAACCUCUUCCAGAUCCUUCCGGCGGUCGCGGUGGCCAGCACCGUCGCGUUCGUCAGUGGCAGCCGCGCUCUGGGCGAAGUCCAGGGCAGACGGCUUGCCGGACUCAGGUAAACUCGCCAGUGCUGGAUUACGGGCGUGGCUGAGAGGAGUGUUUGUAUGGACGUGCUUGGAGCGACAAGCCUGCUGCGAGCCUGCUGUAUGGCUGGCAAAUACUGAAAAAUAAGAGAGUAUUGUAGAAUUAAGUGCCUAGGUGUUGA
This is a messenger RNA of Aspergillus heteromorphus CBS 117.55, 1112 nucleotides long. Its product is annotated as putative oligosaccharyltransferase subunit ribophorin II. The record is from RefSeq and is a predicted model, not a curated record. Gene Ontology annotation, cellular component: oligosaccharyltransferase complex; membrane. NCBI's taxonomy places the organism in Eukaryota, Fungi, Ascomycota, Eurotiomycetes, Eurotiales, Aspergillaceae. Gene Ontology annotation, biological process: protein N-linked glycosylation. The coding region runs from base 94 to 966 and encodes 290 amino acids. The transcript is spliced from 4 exons.